Messenger RNA from Rhagoletis zephyria (snowberry fruit fly), 1064 nucleotides. RefSeq lists its product as uncharacterized. The record is from RefSeq and is a predicted model, not a curated record. NCBI's taxonomy places the organism in Eukaryota, Metazoa, Arthropoda, Insecta, Diptera, Tephritidae.
AAAACAAUUUAGAUUGGUAAAAAGUUAAUAACUGUACUUAUGCAUCGAAAUUAAAUAGAUGGCGCUUCGAAGCAUUGAAAACGCGUUGUGUACUGCUCGACAGAGAGAAUAUUUUAAAUGAGAAUGACAUUAAAUUCAAGGCUAUCCAUGCCAUGGAGUUCAACAUCAGUCAGAAAGAACAGGAAAUCGCACGCCCACGUAUUGUACACGCCUCACCCGGAACACCGCAAGUCAUGACACCCAUAGCCGCUACAACAACAACAGCACCCACAGACAGAAAACCUAGUUUUGUUGGUACUCCAACUGAAGGCAAUGCAACACUAAUCAACACACCACCGGGUAUUAUUUCGAAUGCGGUAAAACAGGAGAUUGAUGUUAAAAACCCAGUUGAAAUGACCCCGUUAUUUGAGAAAAUAAAGCUUGAAUGUAGAGAAAACAAUGAAAUGUCUCAAGAGCAGAAUGAUUCAAACAUAUCUUUGGCAGCUGGAGGUGUUACCAAAAAGUCACCUUGGCAAGAGCUUGCCAUUGAAAGCAAUUCCUUGGCAAAUGAAUUAAGAAUGCUACCACCGACCCAUGACAAGAAGAUACCGCCUAGCCUGGAUGUGCAACCCGGCCGUUCGAUUCUGUCAAAGAAACGCGACGAUUUAGCUGCCAAAGAGAAUAGCGAAAAGAUUGUACAAUUCAGUGCUCAGGGUCCGACAGUUCACGACAUCAGUGCCAAUGUCAGCAUAGAUCAGGACCCUUCGUCGAAUGAUAAUGUUAAUAAGGAAGUUAAGAAUAAGGUCUACAUAAAGCAGGUGCGCACAAAAUCUAAUAUUAUAGUGCGCCGUGUUAUAGUGUCAUCUAAGCGUGAACCAACAUAAUUUUUUUUUAACGUUUUAGUACAAUUAAACUUCUUUUUUUAAUUUAUUGCACACUUAUAUUUAACGUGUAAUCAACUCCAAAAAAAUGUAUUAUUUGCAUAAGUCAAUUCAUAGGCCUUACCUUCAAUUAAUUAAUGGCGAUUUCGUUUCUACAAAAAAUGUUGCCUUCUCAACGCCCUCUUCUUAGUAGUUGUGCGUAAA